AUGGAACGGCUACGAGAAACGAUAGUGAUUUUUACUUCACUUUUAACAAGUUUGGAAGCAAGUGGUAAUAGAUGUUAUGUAUGUACAACAAUUGACGCAAACGCUAUGUUAAAAGAAAUUGCCGAUCCGAAUUGGCUACGAUGGCUUGAAAAUGUUCGAUAUGCACCUUAUUCUGAGCAGUGUGCGGAUAGCUUUAAGGUCGAUCUGGCGUUGAGAGGUGGAGUGAAGAAUCAUGAGUGCGCACAAGGAACAUGCAUGAAAAUGGUAAUCCAGCAGAAGAAUGGUAUGAGCUAUGUGUGGCGAAGCUGUUUGGCGCAGACGAAGAAACAAAUUCGACAAGAUUGUACACGCGUGUCUAGUAGUGAAGGAAAUCUCGAAGUGUGCACAUGCGGCGGAAAUUUAUGCAACUACUCGAACAAGAUCUCCUUACCUACAUCUUUACUAUUUAUUCUUCUAAUUCGAUUAUAUUUCCUUGUGCUAUGA
This is a messenger RNA of Cylicocyclus nassatus, 483 nucleotides long. NCBI's taxonomy places the organism in Eukaryota, Metazoa, Nematoda, Chromadorea, Rhabditida, Strongylidae. The record is from the annotation of a GenBank genome assembly.